CUUCUUGGCUAAAAACUGAGCAAGGCGCAGCGAAACGCAGCAGCGCAGGGUUUAUCCGCGCUCGAGGGCAUUUCAGAGCUAGACCAACGCUCUCGCCGCGGACCCAGCCAAGCCGCGCCGAGCGCGCUCCCCCGCGGCCGCAAUUGAAGCGCACCACCUUGGACACCAGUAGAAUGCUGCGCGCAGCGUUCGCGCGCGUCGCCCGCGCGGCGGCGCCGCCCGCGCGCGCCGCCAUGCGGCCCGCGCGCGCCGCCGCCCCCCGCACGACGCAAACGCGGUUCUUGGCCUCGUCCCUCCAGGAGACGAAGUCCGUCGACGACUUUUUACAAGCCCCGCCGGAAAAUAAAGUCGAGUUCAUGGUCACGAAGGUCGAUGAAUUGGUGAACUGGGCGCGCAAGGGCUCGCUCUGGCCCAUGACCUUUGGGCUGGCCUGCUGCGCGGUCGAGAUGAUGCACUCGGCGACUUCCAGAUACGACAUGGAGCGUUUUGGGAUGGUGUUUCGAGCCUCACCUAGACAGUCCGACGUCAUGAUCGUCGCCGGCACGCUCACGAACAAGAUGGCGCCGGCCCUUCGCAAAGUCUACGACCAGAUGCCCGAGCCGCGCUGGGUGCUGUCCAUGGGCUCGUGUGCCAACGGCGGCGGCUACUACCACUACUCCUACUCCGUGGUGAGGGGCGUGGACCGCAUCGUGCCCGUGGACAUCUACGUGCCGGGCUGCCCGCCGACGGCGGAGGCGCUGCUGUACGGGCUCCUGCAGCUCCAGAAGAAGGUCAAGUCGAACCGUAGUUUAUUGCUCCGGCUGCGCAAGUAA
Messenger RNA from Pelagomonas calceolata, 812 nucleotides. NCBI's taxonomy places the organism in Eukaryota, Pelagophyceae, Pelagomonadales, Pelagomonadaceae. The record is from the annotation of a GenBank genome assembly.